AGACCCGACCCGACCCAAAACCAAAGCCUUCCCAAUUGCCCAAUUCACCAGUUUUUUAUGCUUAAACCCUAUGAUUUAAAGACCAAAUGCACAACCCAAAAUGCCCCAAAUCCCACACCUCCGUCUCCUAUUUUCAAACCCUAAUCCCUCUCUUCUCUAUUCCCCUCUUAGAUUCCCCCCUUCUUUGUAUCUUCUACUCAAACCCCCCAACAAAACUAUUCAAUCUAUUAAACCCUUCUCAAUCUUGGCCUCUUCUUUCAAGAAACAGAGGACUCACACUAAACCCUUUAGACCCUUUAGUCCUACAGGUAGAAAGAACAGUUCUUUAAGUGAAAAGAUUGACAAAGAGGGGUCUGUGAUGGAGGAGAAUGAUUCUUUUGUGUAUAAUAGGAAAAGGGCUGCUGGCAGAGAUAAGAAUGAUAGGCCUAAGAGCUUGCAGUUGAAAGUUCGAAAGCUUAAUCCUGUUAAUACCAUUUGUUAUGUGCAGAUUCUUGGGACAGGCAUGGACACCCAAGACACUUCACCCUCUGUCUUGCUUUUCUUUGACAAGCAAAGAUUUAUUUUCAAUGCCGGAGAGGGACUGCAACGCUUUUGUACAGAACAUAAGAUCAAGUUAUCAAAGAUUGAUCACAUUUUCCUCUCACGGGUAUGCUCAGAAACUGCUGGCGGACUUCCAGGUCUUUUGCUCACCUUAGCUGGUAUCGGAGACGAAGGAUUGUCUGUUAAUGCAUGGGGUCCCUCAGAUUUCAAGUAUUUGGUGGAUGCAAUGAAAUCUUUCAUUCCUAAUGCUGCCAUGGUUCACACACAUAGCUUUGGGCAUGUACCCCGACUGGAUGGAGCUGCUAAUCAUGAUUCAAGGAAGAUGGUGGAUCCCAUUGUUCUUAUCGAUGAUGAAGUUGUAAAAAUAUCUGCUAUUCUCUUGCAACCAGUUUCUGCUCCUGAUUUAAGUCAAAACCAUAAGCCUGAUGUAGUAUUAAAGCCUGGAGAUGUUUCUGUUAUAUAUGUUUGUGAGUUGCCUGAAAUCAAGGGAAAGUUCGACCCCAAAAAGGCUGCAGCUCUUGGGUUGAGACCUGGACCAAAAUAUCGUGAAUUACAACUGGGAAAUUCAGUGAAGUCAGAUAAUCAAGAUAUUAUGGUUCAUCCCGGCGAUGUGUUAGGCCCCUCCAUUCCUGGACCCGUUGUGCUCCUUGUUGAUUGCCCAACUCCAAUGCACAUGCAUCAAUUGAUUUCUAUACAAUCCCUUAACAAAUAUUAUGCUGAUUCAUCAAACAAAGAAGAUAACUCUAGAUCUGUGAAUUGUGUAAUUCAUUUAAGUCCUGCACUGGUUGCACAGACCAGUGAUUAUCAGACGUGGAUGUCGCGAUUUGGUGAUGCCCAACAUAUUAUGGCAGGACAUGAAAUGAAGAACAUUGAGAUCCCAAUAUUAGGAGCUAGCGCCAGAAUUGCUGCAAGACUGAACUAUUUAUGUCCCCAACUCUUUCCAGCUCCAGGUUAUUGGUCUCUCCAGGAUUUGAUGGGCUCUACUUUGGACUCGAAAGCUUCACGUGAGAGCUGCAUCCCGAAGAUUUGUGAGAGCAUUUCUGCUGAAAAUCUCAUGAAGUUUAAUUUGCGUCCUUACUCACAACUUGGAUUGGAUCGGUCUGGGAUUCCAACUGCUGUUUCUCCUUUAGAAAUAAUCUCCGGGCUACUUUCAGAGAUUCCAGAGACUGCAGAUGCCGCUCAACAAGUUGCCCAGUUUUGGUCUGGAGUGAAAGAAACUAGUGGAGAGAUGGUAUCCUUUCAAGAUAAUAAACUUAUGAUUGAAGAACCGUGGUUAGCUGAAGAUGAAAUUCCUAAUUGUUUGGAAGACGUGACAAGGGAAGAGAUGGAGAUAGUUCUGUUGGGAACAGGUUCAUCCCAGCCUUCAAAGUAUCGGAAUGUCAGUUCUGUGUAUGUUAAUCUUUUUUCAAAGGGAAGUUUGCUUCUAGAUUGUGGAGAAGGAACUCUGGGGCAACUUAAGAGAAGAUUUGGUGUUAAGGGUGCGGAUGAUGCUGUGAGAAAAUUACGGGUCAUUUGGAUAUCACAUAUUCAUGCUGAUCACCAUACUGGUUUAGCAAGAAUUCUUGCUCUGAGACGUGAUUUAUUAAAUGGAGUUCCACACGAACCUAUUAUUGUCAUAGGUCCUAGACAACUUAAGAGGUUUCUUGAUGCAUAUGGAAGACUUGAGGAUCUGGAUAUGCAGUUUCUUGAUUGUGGGCAUACAACAGAAGCUUCCUUGAGAGCUUUAGAACUAGAUAAUGAACAGCCCAGUCUGGGAAAGCCUUCUGAGUUUGAAAGUCAGACAGUUAAUUCUUCAUUAUUUACCAAGGGUAGUCGUAUGCAAAGUUAUUGGAAAAAACCAGGAAGUCCUGUUGACAGUACAGUGGCUCUUCCAUUACUGAAAAAAUUAAAGAAAGUGCUUGGAGAAGCAGGUUUGGAGGUUCUGAUUAGUUUUCCUGUCAUUCAUUGUCCACAAGCAUUUGGCAUUGCUUUGAGAGCAGCAGAUCGACUCAAUCAUGCUGGAAAAAGUGUACCAGGAUGGAAAAUUGUGUACUCGGGGGACACUAGGCCCUGUCCAGAACUCAUAAAAGCAUCACAUGGAGCAACAGUACUUAUACAUGAGGCAACAUUUGAGGACGGAAUGGUAGAAGAGGCUAUAGCAAGGAAUCACAGCACCACUAGCGAAGCUAUUGAAGCUGGGAACUCUGCUGGAGCAUACCGUAUAAUUCUCACUCAUUUCAGUCAAAGAUAUCCUAAAAUUCCAGUUGUUGAUGAAAGUCACAUGCACAAAACAUGCAUUGCUUUUGAUAUGAUGAGCGUUAACUUGGCAGACCUGCCAGUUCUUCCUAAAAUACUCCCAUAUCUUAAACUUUUGUUCAAAAAUGAGAUGGUGGUUGAUGAAAUUGAUGAAGACACAAAUCUUGUAACAGCAACUGCAAGUGAAGUUGUUUAAUUGAACAGGCAGGUCCCAAUAUUUAUUUUGUUUUUGAUAUCACAUAUAUAUCGUAUCUUCAAUCUCUCUCUCUUUUCGUAGAAGUGCCUGCGUACAGUGAAAUUUGCAUCUGUAAGCUGUUCA
Messenger RNA from Daucus carota subsp. sativus, 3094 nucleotides. RefSeq names its product tRNAse Z TRZ4, mitochondrial. Gene Ontology annotation, cellular component: mitochondrion. Bases 101 to 2971 code for a protein of 956 amino acids. NCBI's taxonomy places the organism in Eukaryota, Viridiplantae, Streptophyta, Magnoliopsida, Apiales, Apiaceae. Gene Ontology annotation, molecular function: 3'-tRNA processing endoribonuclease activity. The transcript has 12 exons. Gene Ontology annotation, biological process: mitochondrial tRNA 3'-end processing. The record is from RefSeq and is a predicted model, not a curated record.